GUAAACAGCGUAGCGCCAAGUAGCCUGUAGUCCAGUCGAGGUACUGGUGUGUGAAGUCUAAACUGAUGUCUGCCUUAUUCUGUCGUCUGCUGAACUCGUGCAACAUGUAACAGUUUUCUGUUUCUGCUUCAUGAUACAAUGAUAUCCUCAGUGUCAAUAAUAAUUUUGAGAGAACAGUUUAGAAAAUAAGACAACUUUCAUUGCACUUUUAUUUUUUUUGGCAAUCAAUCUGCGCAUCUUUCCCUGAUCGUUUCAGACAGUCCUGUUCGUGGGUCGUGGCAGGUAUCCGCAUGCGUCGUCCUCAAACAAUUGAUGCCGUGAGCUGUUCUCAGAUUUUUAAAUAGGCUUACCUUUUAUAUUUUAUCUGGACAUGUUAUUUCUCUCAAAGGCCCGCGGCAUUUGAAGGUUGGGCUCCUGUUGAGGGUGGUCAAAGAUAGAGUCACACCACUACGUGUAGUACUGAGAAGAGUGGCCAAGUUCCAAUACACGGACUGGUGUAUCUAGGUAGGGUGGUCCAGCCCAGGCUCCAGGCUAUGUCUCCCUGGCUGUGGGAGAGCUAUUCCAUGCUGAGUUGAAAGGGACCUGCUUGGCUGGGGAAUACGGGAACAGACAUGGGGCUGGGACAGUCCAACAAGGCUCCUGUCACCGAUGACACAGAGGAGAUUCAUUUCGAUCACUUCCAAAUCUUAAGGGCUAUCGGGAAAGGAAGUUUCGGGAAGGUGUGCAUUGUGCAGAAAAAGGACACAAAGAAAAUGUACGCCAUGAAGUACAUGAACAAACUGAAGUGUGUGGAACGGAACGAGGUCCGCAAUGUCUUCAAGGAGAUGCAGAUCAUGCGGAACCUCGAGCAUCCCUUCCUUGUCAACUUCUGGUACUCAUUCCAAGACGAGGAGGACAUGUUCAUGGUAGUGGACCUGUUGCUGGGAGGAGACCUACGCUAUCACCUCCAGCAGAAUGUUCACUUCUCAGAGAACACUGUCAAGCUGUACAUCUGUGAGAUCGCCCUGGCGCUGGGCUACCUCUGCAGCAAACACAUCAUUCACAGAGACAUCAAACCUGACAACAUUCUGCUGGACGAAUACGGACAUUGUCACCUGACAGACUUCAACAUUGCUGCCAUCGUCAAAGACGAUCUAAGAGCCACAUCUAUCGCAGGGACAAAACCAUACAUGGCCCCGGAGCUGUUUCAGCCACACGAGGGGACACAUCCUGGCUACUCCUUCUCUGUGGACUGGUGGUCUCUGGGUGUCACUGCCUACGAGCUGCUGCGAGGACAGAGGCCGUACAUCAUGCGUUCCAGCAUGCCGGCCAAUGAGAUCCUCCAGAUGUUCCACAAGGUCAACCCCAGCUACCCCAUGGCCUGGUCUCUGGAGAUCAAGUCUCUGCUCAGAAAGUUGCUGUGUAUUGACGUGCACCAGCGAGUCUCCUGCCUGGCUGAGCUACAGGAACUAGACCUGCUGUCUGACGUCAACUGGGACUCCGUGCUCAACAAACAGCUUCCCCCCGGCUUCAUCCCCAACAGGCGGAGGCUCAACUGCGACCCCACCUUUGAGUUGGAGGAGAUGAUUCUGGAGUCUAAACCGCUGCACAAGAAGAAGAAGAGACUAGCCAGGAAGACCAGAGAGCAGGGUUCUGACGGGUCCCCCCAGAACGGUCAGCUCCAACAGCGCCUGGACAAUGUGGAGAGGGACUUCCUCAUCUUCAACAGAGAAAGGUCAAAGAAGGCUGUAGUGGGAACAGAAGCAACAGGCCUCACCACGACAGAGAAGAACAAGGCUAUUGAAGAUGGACAGAACAACAACGUGGACCCGGCAGCCUACAUAUCAGGAUAGUGGACUACGGCUUUAGCCCGAAGUCGCUACGUGUAUCUGGCCGCAGCUUGUAGAUCAACACCCAAUCUCCCACUCUCCCUCUGCCGCCGGCCGGUGUAGGCACUCAGAUUGACCUUUAACCCUGACACAUUCCCCAACAGCCAGCCACUAUACCCAGACUGCUGGAGGUCACAUAGACUACUACUCUACAGAGUGAGUGGCACCUGACCUAGAGCAGACAGACAGACCCUGGCUCGUUCUUCUUUUCCUAGCCCAGGGAUGUGGCCUCUCAGUGGUCACCCCUUCUUACACUCUGCCCUACCCUGACUUGGUCUGACUUGGCCUGAUGCACCAUGAUCCCCUGGAGCUCCCCUCCCUCCACCAAGUCAGCCAGGCCCAGAAAAGCAGAGACAGACAGGAUACAGCCACCAUGCCUGCUAAGCUGAGGCUAGGCUCAGGCCAGGAAGAAAAUGAAGCCUGAUGUUGACAAAUAGGGUACUAUGUCUGCAGUACAUGAAAACAGAGAAAGGGGGUGUAAGUUGCCUCACAAAAAAUGAAUAAUAAUUAGAGAUGAGAUAUACUGCCUUUGUUUUCAAGACACCAACCACAGAUUCCUCUUGGAAUACAAAGGGAACCACUGACUUCAGCAGAGGCAGAGUUUACUUAAUGAGUCUCUGUGAUGACGUUAGGCAUCACUUGUGCCUCUCAAGCAAACCAAGAUGACGGGUACUUGACAUGGACAUUUGGGAUAUAAAUAUUUAUAGAUAAAUAGAUAUUUAUUGUCUGUUCCGCACAGAAAAUAGCUUUGCACACGCUUCUCCAUUAAUCGUAGAGGUCAAAGUGUAGUGUCUGAAUUCUCUUCUGUUUAAUAUAGGGGUGCCGUAUAGCUACUACUGUAUAUGACACCUGAUUGGUUUCCCCAUGCAGACAAUGAUAAUCAUAUAUGUAGUCUAAUUGAAGUCACCAUCCUGUUGUUCAAUAUGUGCUUGGAAAAUAGCUUUGCCAGUCUUUUGACCCUUUCUGCAAUACAAUUACAUAUUAUCCAAGGCUUUCCCUGUCCCAGGUUAUCAGAUCUCCUAUUGGCACCUUUAUAACAACCAUUAUUGGUACAGAUAUUCUAAUUAUUGUAGGUUUUGAUAAAUGUAUGUCAUUCAAGGGCCCAAUGAAAGCAGAGUUGUAAAAUGAGUACUCUUAUUUGGUUUUUCAUUUGUUGUCACUGUGUGGACUAUUACCUGUAAAUGUGGUCAAGCAGCGAUUAUAAAAGUUGUGCCUUAAUGUAAUACUUUUCUUUGGGACCCCGACCUUAUUAUUUUAUUAAAUACACAAAAUGAGCAGUUAGGUAACAUCUGGGAAUUCAAAAGGAAUAGUUCACCAGUGUGUUUUUUUUUGCUAUUGAAAAGUAGCACAGUAAUAAAGUGCUUUAGGGGUUACCUAACUAACUGCUUGUUUGUUUGUUUUUGUUUGAAUAAAUAGCCAGAUAAGAACUGUGGCCUUGUGUGGAUUUAGCAACCGUUGGAGGCAUUGUUUAAAAAGACUGAAAAACAUCAUUGUAAAAGAGAAAAAAAAGUUGCAUUCAUCUCCUCCUGGGCAGACUGCCUUGGGUCAUACCACAGCACUUCCCAAUCCUAUUACCUGGAGCUGUGCAACUCUAUAUGGAGUAUAGUGGUUAUAGUGGGUAUGGAUCUCUAUAUGGAGUAUAGUGGUUAUAGUGGGUAUGGAUCUCUAUAUGGAGUAUAGUGGUUAUAGUGGGUAUGGAUCUCUAUAUGGAGUAUAGUGGUUAUAGUGGGUAUGAAUCUCUAUAUGGAGUAUAGUGGUUAUGGUGGGUAUGGAUCUCUAUAUGGAGUAUAGUGGUUAUAGUGGGUAUGGAUCUCUAUAUGGAGUAUAGUGGUUAUAGUGGGUAUGAAUCUCUAUAUGGAGUAUAGUGGUUAUGGUGGGUAUGGAUCUCUAUAUGGAGUAUAGUGGUUAUGGUGGGUAUGGAUCUCUAUAUGGAGUAUAGUGGUUAUAGUGGGUAUGAAUCUCUAUAUGGAGUAUAGUGGUUAUGGUGGGUAUGGAUCUCUAUAUGGAGUAUAGUGGUUAUGGUGGGUAUGAAUCUCUAUAUGGAGUAUAGUGGUUAUGGUGGGUAUGGAUCUCUAUAUGGAGUAUAGUGGUUAUGGUGGGUCUGUACCUCUAAAUGGAGUAUAGUGGUUAUGGUGGGUAUGAAUCUCUAUAUGGAGUAUAGUGGUUAUGGUGGGUAUGGAUCUCUAUAUGGAGUAUAGUGGUUAUAGUGGGUAUGAAUCUCUAUAUGGAGUAUAGUGGUUAUAGUGGGUAUGGAUCUCUAUAUGGAGUAUAGUGGUUAUAGUGGGUAUGAAUCUCUAUAUGGAGUAUAGUGGUUAU
Molecule: messenger RNA, 4184 nt
Organism: Oncorhynchus tshawytscha (Chinook salmon)
Lineage: Eukaryota; Metazoa; Chordata; Actinopteri; Salmoniformes; Salmonidae
Product: serine/threonine-protein kinase 32A-like
Exons: 13
Coding region: 612-1832 (406 amino acids)
Biological process (GO): protein phosphorylation; regulation of signal transduction; G protein-coupled receptor signaling pathway
Molecular function (GO): G protein-coupled receptor kinase activity; G protein-coupled receptor binding; ATP binding
Source: RefSeq, a predicted model, not a curated record